GACACCUCCCACUUGCCUGGUGUUGUUGUUUUUUUGCUUCCCCCCUUCUGAGCAAAGUGACAGGCGAAACGACUAGAGGUGGCAGGGAGCAGAAGUUUCCCCCCUCCAGCUUCGUCCGCUCCUCUUCUCCAUCAUGGAGGACAAGGGACAUUUCUCCCGAGAGGAGAUCAACAGCACGGUGUGGGAAGUCCCGGAGAAAUACACGCGGCUCAAGCAGAUCGGAACCGGGGCGUACGGCGUGGUGUGCUCGGCAAUAAACGAGAAGACUAAAGAGAAAGUGGCCAUCAAGAAGCUCCACAGGCCCUUUCAGUCGGAGAUCUUCGCUAAGAGGGCUUACCGGGAGCUCCGGCUGCUCAAACACAUGAAGCACGAGAAUGUGAUAGGACUCCAGGAUGUGUUUACACCUGCCUCCAGCUUGGAUGAUUUUCAAGACUUCUAUCUGGUGAUGCCUUACAUGUACACCGACCUGUCAAAGGUGAGGGGUCAUCUCUCAGAAGACAAGGUCCAGUUUCUGGUUUACCAGAUGCUCUGUGGACUGAGGUACAUUCACAAGGCAGGAAUCAUCCACAGGGAUCUUAAGCCUGGAAACCUGGCUGUUAAUCAAGACUGCGAACUCAAGAUCCUGGACUUCGGGCUGGCUCGCAGUACCGACGCGGAGAUGACCGGCUACGUGGUGACCCGUUGGUACCGGGCGCCUGAGGUCAUUCUGAACUGGAUGCACUACACCCAGACUGUGGAUAUUUGGUCUGUGGGCUGCAUCAUGGCUGAAAUGAUCAAUGGGAAAACCCUAUUCAAAGGAAAAGACUACAUGGACCAGCUGUCUCAGAUAUUGAAAGUCUGUGGAGUGCCUGGACAAGAGUUUAUACAGAAGCUUGAAAGUCCAGAGGCCAGAAGUUACAUUAAGAACCUCCCUCGCCAUCCUAGAAAAGACUUCUCAACAUUGUUUCCCAGAGCCAGUGAAACGGGUAUCGACCUCCUCGAAAAGAUGCUGGUUCUGGAUGGAGACGAGAGGCCCACCGCUGAACUUGCCCUGGAGCACCCGUACUUUGAUGGUUUACGGGAGCCGGAGGACUUUCCUGAGCCCACGCCUUAUGAUGACAGCCAUGACAACGCAACAUUGUCCCUAGAUGAGUGGAAGCGGUUGUGUUACAAAGAGGUGAAAAGCUUCGUACCAUUUCCACGGCGGGACUCCAAGAGAAAAAACACUCUUACGAUGUCUCCAUGACGCCCCAAAAGAUACAGCACGCAGCCAAUGGUGCCCAUGUAUAUGCCUGACCCGAAAUCACACUAUUUCUUUUACUUUGGAGGAAUUAAGAUCCAGUGUUGAUAGUGAUUUAUUUAAAUACAAAUGUUCCUUUUUUUUUCUUCUUUUUUUUUUCGAAAUGUGUUCCUAAAACUAAAUUGUUACAUGUCAGUGAAUGGUGUUGCAAGUUCAUUGUGAUAAAAUGUUGCAGGUUUUCCUGUAAGAUUUACUGUAACACUGCUUUCCAAUUAAACAAUAAGACAAGAUC
This is a messenger RNA of Fundulus heteroclitus (mummichog), 1511 nucleotides long. It is a transcript of the gene mapk13, whose product is annotated as mitogen-activated protein kinase 13. The record is from RefSeq and is a predicted model, not a curated record. The transcript has 12 exons. Gene Ontology annotation, biological process: intracellular signal transduction; protein phosphorylation. Gene Ontology annotation, cellular component: cytoplasm; nucleus. Bases 134 to 1225 code for a protein of 363 amino acids. Gene Ontology annotation, molecular function: ATP binding; MAP kinase activity. Lineage: Eukaryota; Metazoa; Chordata; Actinopteri; Cyprinodontiformes; Fundulidae.